AAAAACAUAACGCACGAUUCUCACACCAGUUUCCACUACUAUUACUACUACUGCUGCCUUUUCCAUUUCUAUCUUUUAAAGCCCUAGAAACUUCAAUCCCAUCUCUUCUCUGCUCCAGAUUCUCAUAACGCUCCAUCCUCUCUCUCUCUCUCUAUUAGCUCUAUAUCUAGUUCCGAUAGAUAAGUUUUGUUCGCUGAGCAGUUUGAUUUUGAUCUCCGUCUUAAGCCGAAACUCCGACAAGUUUCUUUGUCGAAUUUCGGCUUUUCAUUUCUCUGAAGAUAUUUUUGUUACGUUGACUCGAGAAAGAUAUAGUUUCUCUUAGCCUUCUCUCCUAAGAGGGGUGUUUCAUAUUGAUUUUUUCUUGUCUGUUAAAUAUUCAACCAUAAAGAUGACAGUCAGGACCCCUGGAACACCCUCUUCCAAAAUUGAUAGGACCCCAGUUUCAACCCCAGGUGGGCCAAGGGCCAAGGAAGAGAAGAUUGUGGUUACCGUGCGGUUGAGGCCCUUAAGUAAGAGGGAACAAUUAGCCAAAGAUCAAGUAGCAUGGGAAUGUAUUGAUGAUAACACCAUUGUUUAUAAGCCAACAUAUCAGGAGCGUUCAUCUCAACCUGCCACAUUUACAUUUGAUAAAGUUUUUGGUCCCUCUAGUUUAACCGAAACGGUAUAUGAUGGAGUGAAAAAUGUUGCAUUGUCUGCAUUAAUGGGCAUCAAUGCUACUAUAUUUGCUUAUGGACAAACUAGCAGUGGGAAGACAUACACAAUGAGAGGAGUGACUGAGAAGGCUGUUAAUGACAUCUACAACCAUAUACUAAAUACUCCAGAAAGGGAUUUUAACAUUAAAAUAUCUGGGCUUGAAAUAUAUAAUGAAAAUGUCAGAGAUCUGUUGAAUUCAGAUUCUGGUCGAAAUCUGAAGCUUCUGGAUGAUCCAGAGAAAGGAACUGUGGUUGAGAAAUUGGUAGAGGAAACUGCAAAAGAUGAUCAGCAUUUGAGACAUUUGAUCAAUAUUUGUGAGGCUCAAAGACAAGUUGGAGAAACUGCUCUAAAUGAUACCAGCUCACGCUCACACCAGAUAAUUAGGCUGACAAUAGAAAGCACAGUCCGUGAAAAUUCAGGUUGUGUAAGGUCUUUCGUUGCAAGCCUGAACUUUGUAGAUUUAGCUGGAAGUGAAAGGGCUUCACAGACACAUGCAGAUGGUGCUAGGCUCAGGGAAGGUUGCCAUAUUAACCUCAGCCUGAUGACUCUCACAACUGUAAUCAGAAAGCUGAGUGUGGGAAAAAGAAGUGGUCACAUACCCUAUAGAGACUCAAAGCUUACUCGCAUACUGCAGCAUUCACUUGGUGGAAAUGCACGCACUGCCAUUAUUUGCACAUUGAGUCCUGCACUGACCCAUGUCGAACAAUCUCGAAACACUCUCUUAUUUGCCUCCCGGGCAAAGGAAGUAACGAAUAACGCUCAAGUGAACAUGGUUGUCUCAGACAAACAACUAGUAAAACAUCUACAAAAGGAAGUUGCAAGACUGGAAGCAGAGUUAAGAACACCUGAUCCAGCAAGAGAGAAAGAUAUGAAAAUCCAACAGAUGGAAAUGGAAAUUGAAGAACUGCGACGUCAAAGAGAUCUUGCUCAAUCACAAGUAGAUGAGUUGCGCAAAAAACUAGAUGACGACCAGCAGGGUUCAACUCCAAUUGAAUCACCCCGCACCUCCGUGAAGAAGUGUCUUUCCUAUUCCGAGGCAUUCUCCAGAAAAUCUGAUUCCAAGGAUCUAGGCCGUGUGGAUAAAGUAAGAAGUACAAUGUUAAGGCAAUCUAUGAGGCAAUCAUCCGCUGCUCCUUUCACACUAAUGCAUGAGAUUCGCAAACUUGAACACCUUCAAGAGGCACUUGGAGAAGAGGCAAAUCGAGCUUUGGAAGUACUACAGAAGGAGGUUGCUUGUCACAGGCUUGGAAAUCAAGAUGCAGCAGAAACGAUUGCUAAGCUGCAAGCCGAAAUUCGGGAAAUGCGUUCUGUUCGAUCAGCCCCAAAAGAAGUCGAGGUUGGAAAUGUGAUUGCUACUAACAAAAGUGUGAGUGCUAAUCUCAAGGAUGAAAUCACUAGACUUCAUUCACAGGGCAGCACUAUUGCAGAUCUUGAGGAGCAGCUUGAAAAUGUUCAGAAGUCUAUUGACAAAUUGGUGAUGUCUCUUCCUAAUAAUUUUCAGCAGCCAAACUUUGACCCGUCCCCAAAGACUAACAAGGAGUUUAAAAAGAAAAGGUUACUUCCUUUGGCUUCUAGUAAUGCUGCUAACCGUCAAACCUUCAUAAGAUCCCCCUGCUCGCCUCUAUCAACCACUCAGCAAGUUUCUGAGCCUGAGAUUGAAAACAGAUAUCCCGAAAAUGAUGAUAAUCUGUCCAUUGAUACUCUUCCGGAGUCCGAGAAGGAGACUCCCACAAAGAGUGAAGAAGGUGGAGAUGUUUCAUCAAAAGAAAACACUCCAGUUGGGUACCGACGUUCUAGUUCUGUUAACAUGAAGAAAAUGCAGAAGAUGUUCCAAAAUGCGGCAGAAGAGAAUGUAAGAAGUAUAAGAGCUUACGUAACUGAACUGAAAGAAAGAGUGGCCAAGUUGCAAUACCAAAAGCAGCUACUUGUUUGCCAGGUUUUGGAGCUGGAAGCAAAUGAAGCAGCAGGGUACAACAUAGAGAAUGAUGAGAACAAAUGUGAGCCAGAGAUGCCUCAGGUUUCCUGGCAAAUUACAUUCAAGGAGCAAAGGCAACAGAUUAUUGAACUCUGGGACUUGUGUUUUGUCUCCAUCAUUCAUAGAACACAAUUUUAUUUGCUAUUCAAGGGAGACCCAGCUGAUCAAAUAUACAUGGAAGUGGAGCUUAGACGCUUAACAUGGCUACAACAUCACCUGACACAGCUUGGGAAUGCAAGCCCUGCUCCUGGUUCUGGGGGAGAUGAAGCCACGGUCUCUCUUUCAUCAAGCAUUAGAGCAAUAAGACGUGAAAGAGAGUUCCUUGCAAAAAGGUUGACUUCACGUUUGACCGCAGAGGAGAGAGAUAUGUUGUACAUGAAAUGGGAUGUACCUCUUGAAGGAAAGCAGAGGAAAAUUCAGUUUGUUAAUAAACUUUGGACAGAUCCUCAUGAUGCUAAGCACAUUCAAGAGAGUGCAGAAAUAGUUGCAAAGCUUGUUGGGUUUUGUGAAGGAGGCAACCUCUCUAGGGAGAUGUUUCAACUUAAUUUUGCUCUUCCAGGUGAUAAGAGGCCUUGGCUUGUGGGCUGGAACCAACUCUCCAAUCUUCUUCAUUUGUAGUAUUUUUCUUCAUUUGUAGGCCUUGGCCUUGGCUUUUGGGCUGGAACCAACUCUCCAAUCUUCUUCAUUUGUAGUCUUUUUCUAUUUAUUCAUUUUUUGUUGUAA
Humulus lupulus (European hop) is the source of this 3391-nucleotide messenger RNA. RefSeq names its product kinesin-like protein NACK1. The record is from RefSeq and is a predicted model, not a curated record. Gene Ontology annotation, molecular function: microtubule motor activity; microtubule binding; ATP binding. The transcript has 15 exons. The coding region runs from base 389 to 3286 and encodes 965 amino acids. Gene Ontology annotation, biological process: microtubule-based movement. NCBI's taxonomy places the organism in Eukaryota, Viridiplantae, Streptophyta, Magnoliopsida, Rosales, Cannabaceae.